Messenger RNA from Capronia epimyces CBS 606.96, 852 nucleotides. RefSeq lists its product as uncharacterized. The coding region runs from base 1 to 852 and encodes 283 amino acids. Lineage: Eukaryota; Fungi; Ascomycota; Eurotiomycetes; Chaetothyriales; Herpotrichiellaceae. The record is from RefSeq and is a predicted model, not a curated record. The transcript has a single exon.
AUGUUAUAUCGAAUCGGGGCUGACUCGCCGACCAGAUAUGCCGGUCUUCUGCUUCAGCAUCACGCCGCGCUUACUGCCGGUCUCAUUGAACUGUAUUCUCGCCUCAUCAACGGCCAGUCAUGGGAGGGAUCUCCUGUCGACGAGCUCAACGGCAGCCCCAGUGUGCAUUGCAUCCUCGAACGGCUAGGCGUGAUCGACACCGAGGAUGAAAUUGAUCCCACCUCGGAUUUGGCUGGGGAAAGCGACUCGAUCUCGUUUAGCUGUGCCAAAGCUCGAGAACCACCGGCGAAGGUGCAGAAACUAGCCAAGUCAACGGCACGCAACGGUUCAGUGUCGGACCGCCAAAGCCGAUCCUCACGCUCUCCUCUUUCGACUUCGACAACCAUUGCUCCUGCACCUCCUUCACAGCCAUCCACGGGCUACUUGAACCAGGUCGCCUCACCGUCGAGCUCUGGCUCACGAAGCGGCUCGAUCCAAAGCACCAUGUCAUCAUGGGAAUCUCAGUCUCCUGGCCUGAGCGAUGAUUACAUGUUUACCACGCCCGUCCCCACCCCAGCGACGACUAGCGAGUCGCAGUGUCCAGACUAUCAGAUGCCCAUGCAGGCCUAUCCGCCUUUCUCAGAUGGCACCGUGCCCAACUACUCCAGGGAAUCGAUUCCGACUCCGGUGCCGGCGCCGGUUCCAUUCAUCUCGCCCGAAACGGUGACUGACCCGUGCACUGCCGGAUAUUUUAUGGACGCAGCCGGUGGGAUGGGUCUGUAUGGUUGGGAGGAUGGCAGUGCCGGCGGCAACAUCGGGUUUGGGUCUAUGCCGCCGGAGGGCGGUGCUUGGGACCAGGGCGUUUUCGUGUGA